This is a messenger RNA of Aureobasidium vineae, 768 nucleotides long. The record is from the annotation of a GenBank genome assembly. NCBI's taxonomy places the organism in Eukaryota, Fungi, Ascomycota, Dothideomycetes, Dothideales, Saccotheciaceae.
CUCUCUCAAAGACACAACACAAGCAAGAUGGCGACUACACACGAGGCAGAGGCCUUGAUCACCUCCCACGACCCUCAUCACCCCGCGAACCUCAUCUGCGAGCUUUGCAAGAAGUUCUAUACUCUUGGAUGGCGAAUAUUUCUCGAAACUAGCACUUACACCGUGUUCAGGNUCACUGGAACCGGCGGUGGUACCUCAAUUCGUGAUGGCGAACGCAUCUACAUUGCCCCUUCGGGCGUCCAGAAGGAGCUCAUGAAGCCCCAAGACUUGUUCGUUAUGGACUAUGCGACCCGGGAGUACUUGCGCAGACCACCGGUGCUGAAGCCAUCAGCAUGUACGCCUCUCUUCAUGGCUGCCUUCACAUUGCGCGACGCAGGUUGCUGCAUCCACACACAUAGCAAGGACGCCGUACUUGUGACACUGCUCUGCGAAGCCGCCGGCACCGACGUCUUUGAGAUCCAGAAACUCGAGCAAAUCAAGGGUAUUCCCAAAGGCUACGGCGAGGGAAAGAAGGGAAACCUUGGAUACCACGAUCGUCUUCGCAUUCCCAUCAUUGAUAACACUGCACACGAGGAGGACUUGAAGGAUACACUUGAAGAUGCCAUCAAGCAGUGGCCUGACACCCAUGCUGUUCUGGUCAAGAGACAUGGAAUUUAUGUUUGGGGCAAGGAUGUUGCUCAAGCAAAGACUCAGUGUGAGAGUCUCGAUUAUAUUUUCCAGCUUGCAGUCGAGAUGCAUAAGCUGGGCUUGCCAUGGAUCCCAAAAUAA